Messenger RNA from Phyllostomus hastatus (greater spear-nosed bat), 1275 nucleotides. RefSeq names its product ankyrin repeat and SOCS box containing 9 (gene ASB9). Lineage: Eukaryota; Metazoa; Chordata; Mammalia; Chiroptera; Phyllostomidae. The record is from RefSeq and is a predicted model, not a curated record. The transcript has 7 exons. Gene Ontology annotation, molecular function: protein binding. Bases 251 to 1042 code for a protein of 263 amino acids. Gene Ontology annotation, biological process: positive regulation of protein catabolic process; protein ubiquitination; intracellular signal transduction.
AGGUGGCGCGCAUGUGUGGGGGUGUGUGGGUGUGUGAGUGAGGGAGAGAGAGAGAGACCACAGGUACUACUCAGAUUACUCUGCCUGUUUGGUUCUGUACUGCAGACGGCUGUCCUACUGUCUGACCAGGACAGUGCAGCUCAGCCAGUCACAGCACUGGAAUUUCCCAGGAGCAGGAGCAGCCUGGAAUGUGAACUUUUCCUGAGCAACUGAAGUGGAACAGGGAGCUUGUCUGACCCAGGAGAGCACCAUGGAUGGCGAACCACCAGGCGGGACUGGCAGCCAGCCCUGCAGCCCAGGAGACUGUCCUGACACCACUCUUCUCUCAAACCCACCGAUGGGGGAUGUUGUGUCUGACUGGUCUCCAAUACAUGAAGCUGCGGUCCAUGGGCGUCUGCUAUCUUUGAGGAAUCUCAUCAGACAGGGGUGGUCUGUGAAUGUCAUCACAGCAGACCGUGUGUCCCCACUUCAUGAAGCCUGUCUUGGAGGUUAUCGUGCUUGUGCCAAUGUUUUAAUAAACCAUGGAGCUCAGGUGAACGGCGUUACCACAAACUGGCACACUCCCUUGUUCAAUGCUUGUAUCAGCGGCAGCCCAGACUGUGUGAAUUUGCUUCUGCGGUUUGGAGCCAGUCCCCACCCUGCCAGUGAUCUGGCAUCUCCCAUCCAUGAAGCUGCUAAGAGAGGCCAUGCGGAGUGCAUUGAGUACCUUGCAGCUUAUGGGGGUGACAUUGACCAUCACAUCAGUCACCUGGGCACUCCACUCUAUUUGGCUUGUGAAAACCAGCAGGUAUCCUGUGCCAGGAAGCUUCUGGAAUCAGGAGCAAAUGUGAACCGAGGCCGAGGUCUGGACUCCCCUCUUCAUGUAGCAGCCAAGGUGUCCAAUGGGGAGCUCGCCCGCCUGCUCAUGGAUUUUGGAGCAGACACUCAGGCCAAGAAUGCUGAAGGCAAACGCCCCUCAGAGCUGGUGCCUCCAGAGAACCCUCUGAUCCAGCUCUUUUUGCAGAGAGAAGGUGCUUCUCCUUUGCCUGAACCUAAGCCCUAAUCCAUAGGCUCUUGCGGGCUCUAGCAGGAGGCAGGCCCUGCUUCUUUGAUGCAGUUGUGCCGCCUUCGAAUCCGGAAGUGCUUUGGGAUCCAACAGCACCAUAAGAUCACCGGCCUCCUCCUCCCGGAGGAGCUGAAGCAGUUUCUUCUACACAUUUAACUAUGUCAAGGCAAACAUUAUUGUGUGUUGUGGCCACUGGAAUUUAAAAAUAAAGUUUGGUUUAUAGAGCAUGA